ACAACAUAUGCUCAGCACGACAUAUUCUCCUGGUGUAAGAAGCUCAUUUAGGCUCUUUCAAAGCAGCGUUUAGGAUUCUUAUUGCCAGCAGACAAGGGUGGGCGCUAUACUACACUGUAUGUUACGAUAUACCGGUAUUGAUGCACGGACGGGAUUGUGUUUUUACUUUACCUUCUAUAAAGAGUGAUGGAUCGAUACAAUGAUGUGAAGAUUCUUCUGAAAUCCUGGGAGCAGUCAUUUGUUCAAGAACAUCAAAGAAAGCCCAACAAGGUUGAUAUUGACGGAGCCCCAGAAGAGGCUAAAAAGCUCUACAAAGAAUAUCGAACACUCAAGCAAGCAAAAGAAAACAGCAGCAAUGGGCAUACAGACCCAACACCUACCGCACAGACUCAGUCAUCUGACAAGGUUGCUGGAUCAAAUGCCCGAGCUGACAAGGAAUCCGAUUGCUGGGGCACUCACCUGAAUCGUAAGAGCAUGCCGAUGGCUUCCCCCAAACUGACGCUGACGCCCAAGGACAGAGAGUCCCUCCAAGCCUCGGCCCAGUACUUUGGCAUGAAGCUCAAGUCAAACCUGGGACCUCUAACAAAGGAGAGACCGGUUUCUCUGAAGAAGUCGUUCACGCCACGUCGAACACCUCUGAAGUCCUGGAAAGACGGCCAGAGCCCAAACCCUGCAGCUGGUGCUGCAGGCAGCGAUACACUGUUAUCCCCUCUGCUAAAGCCAGCCAACACACGUCCACACCUCCUGGCCUGUCCAGUGCAGACAGGGACAGAACACCCACAGCAGCCCUUUGAGCCAUUGCCAGCCUUCACGCCCUCCAAGCUGUGGUCUCCUGCAGCGGGGGCAUCCUCAUCAGACCGACAGGCAGGAAGCCGGGCCCAGCAGCUCAGACAGACCUUCACCAAGAGGUUAUCCUCUGUAGACAGCAGCUGGCUCGAGAGAUGUCAGGUGUUUGACGAGGUGGGUGUCGCGGAGAAGCCGGUUGUGGGUAAUUUGUCUCUCGCCGUGGUGUCGGCGGUAGGAUCACCGCAGGCGAAAGGGGGGGGCGAGGGAGAGAACCCAGGACGUGCCGCCAGUUCCUUUGUCAUACCUUCCAUGCAGAACGAAGGGACAACUCUCCUGGGGGAGAGAGCUUCCAAGAGUACCAUGCCACAGGCUCUGCUUUUUUCAGACGAGCAACAGCCCAAAAUUGGUUGUGACGUAACGUCUGCAGCAGUCCCAGCCAGUCUGCGGUCCACUGGACAACGCUCCUCAUUAGGGUCUGGCUCCGGAGAAGGAAAGGAUGGAGAAACCAGACCAGGUCUCAGAGGACAGGCCGAGGGCGGAACGUCAGAAGAGACAGCCGUCGGCGCCACCACCGCCAAGAAAUCUCGAGCAAGGGCCAGAAAGGGCCGGGUAGGAAGAGUUGAAGAGGAGGCGGAGGUGUCGACGCAGCCACCACAGCAGGCUGAGGGUGAUGAGCUCAGGCCGGAGAAGAAAGGUACGAAGAAAAAGGGCAAAAAGAGGCAAAGGGACCACGACACAGAUGGAGUGAACCCUGACGACACAGAGAAAGAGGGGGCGGUGAAAAAGAGGAGGAGAACCAAGAAGGUUACAGAGGCUACAGCUAAUGGCAGGAGUCCCAAAAAAGCCCCCAGAGCGAGGAAGAAGGCUCAGACAGGUGAUGGAAAUGCUAGCGAGCAGGGGAAUGGUGAUGUCACAGAGAAGGAAGCAGUGAAGCAGAAACCAAGAGUUCCACAGGAGAACCUCCUAGGAGAGGUGGAUGAGGAAGAUGUCAAAGCUGCCAGGAACAGGGGGAGCAACACUAUGAGACCUAAACCCACCAAGAACUCGGACCCGAACUUUGUAAAGAUCAACCUGAAAAAUAAGUCUCAUGUCAAAGGAUAUGCAUGUAGGGGCGCUGGCCUACGGAAGCAGUUGACCAUGGAGAAGUUCCAACUAAAGGGGGAGAGGUUUGGCGGACCAGACUCGCGGUUUAGAGGGGGAAGAGGCAGAGGAAGGUUUAGAGGUGGCUUCGGAGGGUCCAAUCGUCCAGGGGACACCUGCUUCAAGUGCGGAGGCACAGGACACUGGGCUAUGAACUGCAAGGGCAGAGUUGCUGCUCCAGUAGACAGUGCUGCUGCUGAUGAGGCGUCUGCGGUUGAGGAGCCCUUCGAACUGCCAACCUUGGAAGAAGUUGCCCGGGCAACGGGAACUCUGCGUUCCGAGCCUCGGGUGGCACCCCCCAUUGUUAAAGAGGAGAAUGAGGGUCUGGGGGAGAAGCAGGAGGAUGGUGGUGAUGAGGUCUUGUUGAAUGUGAUCAGGCCAGAUUACGAGCGCCUGCUCCCUCCGCCCCCCAUGCAGCCCCUCUACCCCCUAGGGGAGGACGGCAAAGUACAAGCGGUGCCCUCUGAAGUUAAUGAAGCACUUAAAGACUUUGGGUACAAGUCUUUCAGACCAGGGCAGGAACAGGCCAUCAUGAGAAUUCUAUCAGGUCUGUCCACGCUAGUGGUGCUCUCUACGGGCAUGGGCAAGUCUCUGUGCUACCAGCUUCCUGCCUACCUCUAUGCCCAGAGGUCUAACAGUAUCACUCUAGUGGUGUCACCACUGGUGUCUCUUAUGGAUGAUCAGCUUUCUGGACUCCCAUCCAAGUUGAAAGCGGUUGCCAUUCACUCCAAUAUGUCUAAAAAACAGAGAGAGGUUGCCAUUGAGAAGGUUAAGGCAGGUGAGGUCCAUGUCCUGCUCCUGUCCCCUGAGGCGUUGGUAGGUGGAGGUCACUCUGGCUCUGGCUGUCUUCCCCCAGCUGACCAGCUCCCCCCGGUGGCCUUCGCCUGUAUCGACGAGGCCCACUGUGUCUCAGAGUGGUCACACAACUUUAGGCCCUGCUACCUGCGUCUCUGCAAGGUGUUGAGGGACCGUCUGGGCGUGCGUUGCCUGUUGGGUCUGACUGCCACCGCCACCCUGUCCACAGCCCUGGACAUCGCUCAAAACCUGGGCAUCGCUGACCAGGAUGGUGUUGCUGUCCGCUCAGCCGCCGUGCCUGACAACCUGCAGCUGUCUGUCUCCAUGGACCGAGACAAGGACCAGGCCCUGGUGUGUCUGCUGAAGGGAGAGCGGUUUGGGUCUCUGGAGUCCGUCAUCAUCUACUGCACCAGGAGAGAGGAGACGACCCGUAUAUCUGCCCUGCUCAGGACCUGCCUGCAGGGGGUGCUGUUGAAGGAGUCUAACCGUACAGCGAGUCAGGAGGCAGAUGACAACCCUGUAGGGAAGAAGAAGAAAGCUUUGGCCAGGAAGAAGAUCCGUAAGCCUCUGAAGUGGAUGGCUGAGUCCUACCAUGCCGGCAUGUCGUCCUCUGAGCGCCGUCGCGUCCAGAACAACUUCAUGUGUGGCGAGCUGCGCGUGGUGGUCGCCACGGUAGCCUUCGGCAUGGGCCUGGACAAGUCGGACGUGCGCGGCAUCGUGCACUACAACAUGCCCAAGAGCUUUGAGAGCUACGUGCAGGAGAUCGGGAGGGCAGGGAGAGACGGGGAACCGGCCCACUGUCAUCUCUUCCUGGAUCCUGAGGGAGGGGACCUGCAUGAGUUGCGGAGGCACAUCUACGCGGAUACGGUGGACUACUAUACUGUGAAGAAGAUAGUGCAGAAGGUGUUUCCUCCCUGCAGGUGCAGACAGAUCCACCAGAAACAGCAGGACCUAGCCAGGACUCAGGAGGAGGUUGACGACUCCGAGAUGAUGGAACUGAUGGACACCUGUGAUGAGAACCCAGUUGAAACAUCGGAAAACACAACGGAGACUGGUCAGAACACCCCCGUCGAGCAGUUGGAACAGGCCAAAGUUCCUACUGAGGAUGUAUCAACUUUUCAACCACUGGACGGGGAGCAGAAACACCCACCAGAGUCAAGUGUUCCAUUUCCCCAGAGAGGGGAUGGCGAACAUGAAGAGGAGGAGCAGACAGGGGGAGGUGAUGAUUGGCCCACGACUAGGGUGUGUCACACCCAUGAGAGGGCCAUACCUAUGCAGGACACUGUGGAAGCCCUGGACAUCACUGAAGAAGGUUUGGAGACUCUGCUGUGCUACCUGGAGCUGCACCCUCAGCAGUGGGUAGAGCUGCUCCACCCCACCCUCUCCACCUGUAAGAUGGUCUGUUACAACGGACCGCAUCAACUCCGCAAACUCACCAAAAUCUGCCCACCCGUUGCCGUAGUGUUAGCCCGGAAACGGCUGGCAGGGGAGCGAGUGGAGACCUGUGAUUCGGUGGACUUUGAUGUGGUGGAGGUGGCAGACACUAUGGGCUGGCAGCUGGGUCUGGUGAAGAGAGGCCUCAGACAACUACAGUGGGCCACAAACAGAGGAGUCUUGGUGGAGUUCUCCAACCUGUCCUUCUACUUCCGUUCCUACGGUGACUUGACCCCGGAUGAGAUGGACCGGGUGUGUGAGUUCCUGCAUGGCAGGGUGGUGGCCCAGGAGAGGACCAAACUGUACCAGCUCAAAGCCUGCUUCAAGGCCUUCCGCAGCGUCGCAUACAAGAGCUGCAGUUUCUGCACGGACAAGCUGGACGAGAGCCGAAGCCUGAAGCUAAAAGGGCUUCUGGGGGAUUACUUUGACAAGAGGAGAGAACUGGACCUGAGCAGGAAGUUCCAGGAGGACAAGGAUGGCGAGGACGAGGAGGAGGUGUUGUUGAAAUGCAAGAUGAAGGACUUCGAGGGUCAGAUCAGAGCAGAUAUUCAGAGUUUCCUGGGCAACCGCAGUGAUGAGAAGUUCUCUGGCAGAGCCGUUGCUAGAAUAUUCUUUGGAAUUGGAAGUCCAUGUUACCCAGCUCAGACCUUCGGCAGGGACAAGAGAUACUGGAGAAAAUACAUCCAAUUUGAUUUUAAUGAAAUCAUCCGCUUUGCUAUUCAGGAGAUCAUUCGAUUCAAGUGAUGAAAUACCUACUCUAUCUAAAAAAUAAAUAAAAAAGUAAAUAAUGUAUAAAAAAAAAAUAUAAAAAUAAAUCUUACCUCGGCUGCAUCCAGUUGCAUUCAUUAACAUUUUUUUAUUCUUUUUAAAUAGCUGUUUUAUGCUGUGGUUUCUGUAUUUUUUUAUGUUUGUUUGGUGUACUGUACAUUUCAUGUAAUGUUCUUUGUAUGCCAAUUUAAUAAAAAUGUAUUUUGUACUAAAUGUAAGGGUAAGUGCUUGAUGUUAUUAAAACUUGUGUAUGUUCAGAAGACUUUGAUGAAGGUUGAAAAAGGUUCUCAGUCAAUGGUUGAUUGAGUUUUAUAGUAUGGGUCAAGUGCAUUGCAUUAUUGUAGUAGCUACACUACCGUUCAAAAGUUUGGGGUCACAGAGUUCUAGGCAGAGUUCCUCUGUCCAGUGCCUGUGUUCUUUUGCCUAUCUUAAUCUUUUCUUUUUAUUGGCCAGUCUGAGAUAUGGCUUUUUCUUUGCAACUCUGCUUAGAAGACCAGCAUCCCGGAGUCGCCUCUUCACUGUCGACGUUGAGACUGGUGUUUUGCGGGUACUAUUUAAUGAAGCUGGUGUUUUGCGGGUACUAUUUAAGGAAGCUGCCAGUUGAGGUCUGUUUCUCAAUGUGUGUGUUUUAUUUUAUUAUCUGAAAAAAAUAAUGACGAUUUGAGAAGUUGUACAGCUGUAUUUUUUUUCUUUUUUUAUAACUCAAGAUAAUAAACCUUAUCUCUUUGUCGACUGUGAACUUUGUCAGGUAGCAUGCAUUCACUGUAUGGAGAGCUAUGUUCAUUUGCUUGCAGUCCCUGGCAACCUUGUUGUAUGGGAGAGGGUUAUCUAUGAAACAAUACAUUAGAAAUAGGAAAUUAUCAUUUUGUCUAUGGGGAAUUGUCAUGGCAAAAUGUGAAUCAGAAUGUAUAAUAAUGUCAUUUUUUUAAGAUGGUUUUUAACAUUUAUCAGAUGACUGUGUUCUUUUGAUAAUGUGAGGUCACGCUAUAAUUUGAGGCUGACAGGUCACAGAUUCAGAUAGAGUAUCUUGCUGAUACAGGUGAAAGAGGUGAUCCUCUAGACCAGGGGUGGGUAAUUCCAGUCCUCGAGGGACUGAUUGGUGUCAGGUUUGCUCCAGCUCCACCUAACACACCUGACUCCAAUAAUCACCUAAUCAUGAUCUUCAGUUUAGAAUGCAAUUUGAUUAAUCGGCUGUGUUUGCUAUGGAUGGAGAAAAAGUGUGACACCAAUCAGGCCCCAAAGGACUGGAGUUGCCCACCCCUGCGUAGGGGGUUGUUGGCCCACGUGGGGGGAAAUGUUGACAUGCAAGACAAUGGCGCAGCACACUUUCCAGAAAAAAGUCUGUCAAACUAGGGAUUUUGCUUCUCAUUGGGGUAAAACAGUAAUUCUGCUCAUAGAUUAUGAAUGUAUGAACUACAUAUUGACACACCCAGCCCAAAACAGGAGGUAAAAAAAAUACUAAGUUGUUUCCAAAGUACCGGAGCAUGUCUUUAAGUUGAUUGAACUUACAAUACAGACAUUUUGUAACUAUUGUUUUGUUACAAUAACAUACCAUAAUCAAUAUUUUCAAGCUGUUGCUACUUAAGUAUAUUGCCAAAUGUCAUCUUUUUUUGGUGCAAUUUUGCACAUUUCUUUGUUUCUCCCAACUACAAAAAAACUACAACUUCAGAUCGAAUUGCACAACAGAGAAUUCAUUAGGGAGUAAUGCUCCCAUCUCAAUAAGCUCUCUCACUGCAGAAUUAGACACUUAUCCACAUUUUAUCCAAACGUUAAAUUUAGAAGUUACUCCAAACUAUUUUUUUUUUCUAAGUUAGGGUUUUGGAUAUUUUUAAAACAUUAAAGGGGAACUCCACUCAAACUAUCUUUUGGAAUUGUUUUCAUUCGUCUACUUGAUACAGUUCCAAAAUGUCUUGUAUGUCAAGAAACGGUGUCACCGGCCACAUCCUGAUGGCGCUAAAUGUUUUUUGUGCAAUUUGUUGCAUUUUAAAGUUACAACAAAGAAAAGAGACAACAUUUUAAAUAAAAAGUCAUUAGUACCAGAAAAUGGCACUAUUUUCAUAGGAAGGCAAAAGAGCCAGUGCUCCAUCCCCCUUAGGACUCUAUCUGUGCACGUGCCUGAUGUUCAGAGUAUAAGAGCAGUGAGACUACUGCCUCCUGGGAGAUUUUGUUCCAGGUAUUGUAUGUCUGAUUAAACUGUGUUGGCCUAGAUAACAAGAUAUGUUUGGCUGUUUCUUUUUACAGGCUUAAGGAAGAGGUUUAGAUGGACUUUUUAAACAGCUGAGAGAGAGGAUGACCAAUUCUCUUUGACCUGUAUGAGCAAGAUACUGUAUCUCAGACCUGUCUUUUUU
Molecule: messenger RNA, 7271 nt
Organism: Salvelinus fontinalis (brook trout)
Lineage: Eukaryota; Metazoa; Chordata; Actinopteri; Salmoniformes; Salmonidae
Product: ATP-dependent DNA helicase Q4-like
Exons: 27
Coding region: 187-4899 (1570 amino acids)
Biological process (GO): double-strand break repair via homologous recombination; DNA replication; telomere maintenance
Cellular component (GO): nucleus; cytoplasm; chromosome
Molecular function (GO): zinc ion binding; 3'-5' DNA helicase activity; ATP binding
Source: RefSeq, a predicted model, not a curated record